CCUCUUCAAUACCUUGUUACAAACCAACGCUACAACACUGUUGUACUGUCAUCCAGCAAAAAAUCCAAAGCUCAUAAACGCAAAUACAUGGGUAUUCAUGCUCAUAAAAUGGCUGGCAGCAACGGUGUAAUUUUGAGCAGCGAAACUAACGUGAAUGACUAUUCCUCAACUGGAAGCGAUUCAUCGAGCAAGAUUAGCACCCAAACUUCAAAAAAAAGCGGCACAUACACUAUCCCCAAGAUUAUCGACAGUCCUCCACUGCGUGACGCAUUUUGUCAAUAUCUGGCGCGCGAGUUCUCCUUGGAGAAUUUGCUGUUUCUUGAAACUGUUCGAUUAUACAAAGAAAAGGUGCGACAAGUUCCAACAAUAGCCAACGUCAAGCAGAUCUCAGAUAAAAUCAUGACCGAGUUUAUUGCUCCCAAUUCUGUAAAUGAGGUCAAUCUUCCCAAAAAAGAUGUCAAUAAGCUUACUGCUGCCCUGCAUACUGCAUUGGGCAAUGCGUUGAAUGUAGAGCUGGCACUGACCGUGUUUGAUGAUGCGGCUAGGCAUAUUGAGGAGAUGCUUGCCUUGAAUCAUUUAAGGAAGUUUCAAGCCAGCCCUCUAUUUGAAAAUAUUGUAUCAGUAUAAUAAAGCCGGUGUAGACC
Batrachochytrium dendrobatidis JAM81 is the source of this 644-nucleotide messenger RNA. RefSeq lists its product as uncharacterized. The transcript has a single exon. Lineage: Eukaryota; Fungi; Chytridiomycota; Chytridiomycetes; Rhizophydiales. The record is from RefSeq and is a predicted model, not a curated record. The coding region runs from base 88 to 627 and encodes 179 amino acids.